Messenger RNA from Bombyx mandarina (wild silkworm), 1263 nucleotides. It is a transcript of the gene Rab3, whose product is annotated as RAS oncogene family member Rab3. NCBI's taxonomy places the organism in Eukaryota, Metazoa, Arthropoda, Insecta, Lepidoptera, Bombycidae. Gene Ontology annotation, molecular function: GTPase activity; GTP binding. The record is from RefSeq and is a predicted model, not a curated record.
AUUUUGAAUUUCCAUCCCGCAUCUGUUACCAUAGAAGGGGGAACAUUUAGAGCUUAACAGCUGUGAACGCGAAAUACUGCUCAUCCCUAAGGAUAUUCAAAUAAUUUAGUUAAAACAUUUUUCAAGUAAACGCACACAAGCUGCUCAUAACAAUGGAGCGGUUGCUUUAAUUUGUUAGUUUAACAAAAGUAUACAACAUAAAACAGUAAGUUACGAAAUAGCAUUUCUGAAUUAUCGAUUGAUUUGUUCGUAACAAAUCUACGCAGCACGCAUUCGUGUUUGCUUGACUUCCCAUCCAUAUAAAUUUCAAAGUGGGCUAAAUGUGUAUAGCCUUGUGAGAUCCGCGACAGUGAAGAAAAUCGAUAAGCAAGUACUUUCCUGUAGCCUUGCUGACUGUAAGGCGAAGAUAGUUCUCGAGGUUAAUUUGUAAAGGCUAAACAGUUCCUUCGAUCGCCUUCUUUGCAUCUCGUUUACUAGGAAACACAGGAAGACUGUUCAAAGAUGACUGGCGAAGCAAAAUGGCAGAAAGAUGCGGCGGAUCAGAACUUCGAUUACAUGUUCAAACUGUUGAUCAUAGGAAACAGCUCAGUAGGAAAAACUAGUUUCCUCUUCCGAUAUGCAGACGAUUCCUUCACUUCAGCCUUUGUGUCUACCGUUGGUAUUGACUUCAAAGUGAAAACAGUUUUCCGGCACGAUAAACGCGUCAAAUUGCAAAUAUGGGAUACUGCAGGUCAGGAACGCUACCGUACCAUCACGACUGCCUAUUAUCGAGGUGCUAUGGGCUUCAUUCUGAUGUAUGAUAUUACUAACGAAGAAAGUUUCAACAGCGUACAGGACUGGGUUACCCAGAUUAAGACAUAUUCGUGGGAUAAUGCUCAAGUUAUUCUCGUCGGAAAUAAAUGUGACAUGGAAGAAGAGCGUGUAGUUAGCGCGGAGCGUGGACGACAGUUGGCUGAUCAACUGGGCGUCGAGUUUUAUGAAACAAGCGCAAAAGAAAAUAUAAACGUCAAGGCUGUAUUCGAGCGACUAGUUGAUAUAAUCUGCGACAAGAUGUCCGAAAGUCUUGAUUCGGAGCCAGCGAUGUUGGCCGGAGGAGCCCGUGGUCAGCGUCUCACGGAGCAGCCUCAAGGAAGCAACAAUCCUAACUGUAACUGCUAAUAAAAUUAUUCACUGAAAAAGAUAAAAUUACUGAUUCAUUUGAUUUAUUAUAAACGGAGUUUCGUCUUAAACAAUUUAAUAAUGAACAGAAUAUUAUCAAAAUCA